This is a messenger RNA of Cajanus cajan (pigeon pea), 861 nucleotides long. Its product is annotated as guanosine deaminase. The record is from RefSeq and is a predicted model, not a curated record. Gene Ontology annotation, molecular function: guanosine deaminase activity; zinc ion binding. Gene Ontology annotation, biological process: purine nucleoside catabolic process. NCBI's taxonomy places the organism in Eukaryota, Viridiplantae, Streptophyta, Magnoliopsida, Fabales, Fabaceae.
UUUGGCACAAAAAAACCGACAGAGACUAUGUAGAGCAGCGCAGCGAAAACGGGUUGGGUAUUGGGUCCAUUGGAAUAGCGAAAUUGCGUGGUUGGGUUACAGUCCUAAAAGAGAUGAGAUAGAAACAUUGACAACACAACACAACACAACACUGUGUACUUAUCCUAGUACCAUCAUGGAGGAUGCUACUGCCACCGCUAAUGUGUUGGACACCAAAGACGGAACUAUUUCUGUUGCUUCAGCAUUCCCUGGUCAUCAAGAAGCUGUACAGGAUAGAGACCACAAGUUCCUAACAAAAGCAGUUGAAGAAGCGUAUAAGGGGGUUGAAUGUGGUGAUGGUGGCCCAUUUGGAGCAGUUGUUGUUCGAAAUGAUGAAGUAGUUGUAAGCUGUCAUAACAUGGUUUUAAGAAACACUGAUCCCACUGCCCAUGCUGAGGUUACUGCUAUAAGAGAGGCUUGUCAAAAGCUGAAUCAAAUUGAACUUGCUGACUGUGAAAUCUAUGCUUCUUGCGAGCCUUGUCCAAUGUGCUUUGGUGCUAUUCAUCUUUCAAGAAUUAAGAGACUGGUUUACGGAGCUAAAGCAGAAGCUGCAAUAGCAAUUGGUUUCGAUGAUUUCAUAGCCGAUGCACUGAGGGGCACUGGUUUUUAUCAGAAAGCCCAGCUAGAGAUAAAAAAGGCUGAUGGCAGCGGUGCUGUUAUCGCAGAACAAGUAUUUGAGAAGACAAAAGCCAAGUUUCCUAUGUAUUGAUUUGCUUCGAUAGUCUUGUUAUAGUUAACACAAUAUACAAUUGGUCAGGAAAAUUUCAAUUUCUUGCUAUAACUACAUUCAUGAAUUCAAUAAAUGCACUAUUUACGUACUCC